AUGGAUCAAGCGUCGGAACCUAAUACGCCAGUCGAAGCACUGAAGAUGCUUCCGAACAACACACACAAGAACUGGAUAAAGGAUCGCGGGUUGCGGAAGCUGAAUUUGGGGAUCGCGUUCAUGUUCACUUCGUCCGCUGGGACAGGAUAUAACGGAAGUCUCAUCAAUGGAUUGCUCGUGCUACCUGAAUUCUCGACGGUCAUAGGAGGCCUCGAGCCGAGUAUCGUCGGCCUCAUGAUCGCUGCCACUUCCCUAGGGGCUCUCAUUUCAUUCACACCAGCAUCAUACAUGGCGGACAAAUUUGGCAGGAAGUGGUGUGUCGGUAUUGGAUCUUUGAUCGUGAUUAUCGCCUCUGUCUUUCAAGUCGUGGUCUCAACCCACUGGGCGUUUUUCGCUCUUCGAGUGAUGGCUGGCGCAGGAGUCGGUACAGCCCAAACAGCUGCACCGCUGUUGGCGACCGAGAUCGCGCAUCCUCGUCAGAGGCAAGUAGCCACCGCAUUAUACAACACCUGCUGGUGUGUGGGCUCGAUCACGUCGGCCGCUUUCACAUUUGCCACACUGUCUGUGGCUAGUAGCUGGUCAUGGAAAAUCCCGUGUCUGCUCCAGGCAUUUUAUCCCACGGCUCAGCUAGUGGGUCUCCUUAUUGUUCCUGAGAGUCCCCGCUGGCUCGUAUCCAAAAAUCGGAAGAAGGAGGCUCUGAAAAUACUUGCGCGUUUCCAUGCAAAUGGCAAUGAAGACGACGAGUUGGUUCAGAGUGAGUUCAAAACGAUCUGCUGCAGUAUCAAUGCAGAGACCAGCGAGCCUCAAAAAUGGAGCUCGUUCUUCUCGUCCAAGGGAAACCGGCAUCGUCUGGCAAUCUGCAUUAUUGUUGGACUCAUGCAAGAAUGGGCUGGGAACGGCAUCGUUUCCUUUUAUCUGGCACCGAUUCUAUCCUCGGUCGGAAUCACUCGUGCGUCAGAUCAAGCAACAAUCAAUAUAGGCAUGCAGGUCUGGAAUUUGAUCCUUUCUUCGGCUGGAGCAGUCGCCUCUGAGCGAUAUGGCAGGCGUAUUCUGUGGCUACUGGCGACAUCGGGAAUGCUACUGUUCCUAUCAGUCACGACUCUUGUCGCUGGUCUCUUCGCAGAGCUAUACAUCAAAGCUGCAGGCUUGGCUGUGGUUCCGAUGCUUUUUCUCUUCUUCGCCUGUUUCGAUCUCGCGUACUCGCCCUUGUUUAUUUCGUACCCGGCGGAAAUUCUACCCUUCCAGCUUCGGGCGAAGGGUAUAGCUGUCACUCUAUCGGUUGAUGCUAUUGCAUGCUUCUUCAACCAAUACGUCAACCCGGUCGCAUUCUCAGCUAUCCAUUGGAAGUACUACUUUGUGUAUGUGGGCUGUCUGAUCUUCUUCCUGGCUUCUGUCUAUUUCCUGUUCCCAGAGACAAAAGGACGGUCUCUGGAGGAGGGUGCACGCAUUUUUGACCGUGGGAAUAUCCAGGCUAUAGAGAGCGAGGAUGCCAGCACGAGCACAGAUGAGAAGGAAAAUGGUGAAUAUGGCAAGAAAGUGUAA
Messenger RNA from Penicillium cinerascens, 1542 nucleotides. RefSeq lists its product as uncharacterized. Gene Ontology annotation, cellular component: membrane. Gene Ontology annotation, biological process: transmembrane transport; carbohydrate transport. The transcript has 3 exons. Gene Ontology annotation, molecular function: carbohydrate:proton symporter activity. The record is from RefSeq and is a predicted model, not a curated record. The coding region runs from base 1 to 1542 and encodes 513 amino acids. NCBI's taxonomy places the organism in Eukaryota, Fungi, Ascomycota, Eurotiomycetes, Eurotiales, Aspergillaceae.